This is a messenger RNA of Eptesicus fuscus (big brown bat), 2651 nucleotides long. RefSeq names its product adhesion molecule with Ig like domain 3 (gene AMIGO3). Bases 470 to 1996 code for a protein of 508 amino acids. Gene Ontology annotation, molecular function: protein binding. The transcript has a single exon. The record is from RefSeq and is a predicted model, not a curated record. Gene Ontology annotation, biological process: brain development. Lineage: Eukaryota; Metazoa; Chordata; Mammalia; Chiroptera; Vespertilionidae.
CAUACCCCGGCUUCCCCCUCCCUCACGGGCUCGGGCGCCACCAGCAGGGAGUGCAAGUCACCUGCUCCCUAAUACAGGCGGGCCCUUCACAGGAAACAGCGGCUUAAAGGCUGCUUCCCGGGCGUCCCAGCCACCGUUCCACCGAACCUGCCGGCCCAGCGCCGCCGGCUCGCCGGGUCGGGACUGCUCCGCCCCCGCCAACGGGAGCCAAUGGGAGGCCGAGGCCCCGCCCCUGAGCGCUCCCCUCCCGGGAGUAUUUAGGAGCCGAGCGCCCAGGAAAGCGCUCGGAAGCUGGGAACCCGAGAAGGCAGCCGAGUGGAGCGCAGCCCCAGGCAACCUGCGAGCGGGAGCUGCCGGCUGUGCGGGGUGCAGUUCGCAUCCUGCCUCGGGGGCCACCGGCCGGAACAGAAGGGGGGAGUCCCAGAGCCGCGCCCCGCAGAGCGGCGGACCCACCCCAGGUCGUCCCGCCAUGACCCGGCCGGUGCUGCUGGGCGCCCUGCUGUGCGCGCUGCGCGUCGGCUCAGGCACCCUGGACUCCGAGGGCUCCUGGCCCCUGGCGCCCCUUCACUGCCCCAACAAAUGCAUCUGCGCCGCCGACCUGCUGAGCUGCGCGGGCCUCGGGCUGCAGGACGCGCCGGCGGAGCUCCCCGCGGCUGCGGCUGACAUCGACCUGAGCCACAACGCGCUCCAGCGCCUGCGCCCCGGCUGGCUCACGCCCCUCGCCCAGCUGCGCGCCCUGAGCCUGGGGCACAACCAGCUGGAGGCCCUGGGGCGCGGCGCCUUCGCCAACGCCAGCGGCCUGCGGCAGCUCGACCUGUCCUCCAACUCGCUGCGGGCGCUCGGCCGCCACGACCUCCGCGGGCUGGGCGCGCUCGAGACGCUGCUGCUGUUCAACAACCGCCUGGCGCACCUGGACCGGCUGGCCUUCCAGGGCCUGGGCGCGCUCCGCUGGCUCUACCUGGGCUGCAACGAGCUGGCGGCCUUCUCCUUCGACAGCCUGCACGGCCUCAGCGUGACCCGCCUCCGCACCCUGGACCUCUCCUCCAACCGCCUGGGGCGGGUCCCCGUGCCGGCCCUGGCCGCGCUGCCCGCCUUCCUCAAGAACGGCCUUUACCUGCACAACAACCCGCUGCCCUGCGACUGCCGCCUCUACCACCUGCUGCAGCGCUGGCACCAGCGGGGACUCAGCGCCGUGAGCGACUUCGCGCGCGAGUACACGUGCCUGGCGUUCCGGGUGCCCACCUCCCGCGUGCGCUUCUUCGCGCACAGCCGCGUUUUCGAGAACUGCUCGGAGGCCCUGGCUCGGGGCCUGGAGCCGCCCGAAGAGCAGCUGCAGGUGCAGGUGGGCGGGUCCCUGACGCUGCACUGCAACACCAGCGCCGGCGCCCGGCACAUCGCCUGGGUCUCCCCGCAGCGAGAGCUGCUGGUGGCGCCGGGAUCCCCCGACGGCAGCAUCGCGGUGCUGGCCGACGGCAGCUUGGCCAUCGGGAGCGUGCAGACGCGGCACGAGGGCAUCUUUGUGUGCCUGGCCGCCGGGCCCCGCCUGCAGCACAACCAGACGCACGAGUUCAACGUGAGCGUGCACUACCCGCAGCCGGCGCCCGAGGCUUUCAACACGGGCUACACCACGCUGCUGGGCUGCGUGGUGGGCCUGGUGCUGGUGCUGCUCUACCUGUUCGCCCCGCCCUGCCCCGGCUGCCGCCGCUGCUACCGGCGCACCUGCUGUUGCCGCCGCCGGCCCCGCGCCCCCAGCCCGCUCCAGCAGCUGAGCGCGCAGUCCUCGGUGCUCAGCGCCACGCCGCCCGACGCCCCCAGCCGCAAGGCCAGCGUCCACAAGCACGUGGUGUUCCUGGAGCCGGGCAGGCGGGGCCUCAACGGCCGCGUGCAGCUGGCGGUGGCCGAGGACUUCGACCUCUACCGCCCGGUGGGUCCGCGGUUCAAGGUCGGCUCUGAGUCCACGAGCUCCACGGGCUCCGAGGGGCCGGUGGCGACCUAGCCGCCCGCCCCCGCCCCCCGCCCCUGCUGCGCAGAGAGCUCCCGGCGCUGGUGGGAGGCCCCAGGUCCUCCCUAGCACAGCGGCCCCCUCACUGGUGGUCUCGGCACGGGGCCUGAGGCCCCCUGGAGCAGGGGCCGCUGAGGGGAGACCUGCCCGUCCCCAGGUGGAAGAGGGAGCACCCUCCUCCGGUAACACAGGGCCCCGCGCACCAACAUCCAACCUCCUUCCGGCGUCACAGGUCCAGGCCGAGUCUGGGGCAGGCACGAGGCAGGGAAGUCUCCUCAAGAGACCCCUGGGCCUGGCCCGGCCCCCCGAGGGGCCCUGCUCCUGUGGCCAGGGCAUCACAGGCCGCAGAGGGCAGAGCCUCUCCCCCGGGCUCAGCAGCAGGGAGGGCACCGAGGCCGCCGCCCCGCUUUCAGCAGCGAAAGCCGAGCAGAGGGCGGGGCGCACUCGCUGUCCCUGGAGGUCUGAGCUUCGUAAGGGCCAGCGCUUGCUUGUCUAAUGGCUGAGGCGGCCGGCUUCAUGUGACCCUCGCCCUCCCCCUGCAGGGAGGCAGGGCGGGCUGGGGCCCCUGUGGGGAGCGGAGCUGGGGCCCCUCGAGGGCCUGAAUCGGAUUGUCACGGAGUUUCUUAAUAAAGGCAGGACCCACGCGGAG